Bombus impatiens (common eastern bumble bee) is the source of this 3021-nucleotide messenger RNA. RefSeq names its product oxidative stress-induced growth inhibitor 1. The transcript has 7 exons. The record is from RefSeq and is a predicted model, not a curated record. NCBI's taxonomy places the organism in Eukaryota, Metazoa, Arthropoda, Insecta, Hymenoptera, Apidae. Bases 560 to 2386 code for a protein of 608 amino acids.
UAAUGUAAAGACAGACUGCUUGAAAUUUGGUUUUGAAAUUGCCGCCAUAGUAGCAUAGUGAUAUUUGUCGGUCCUGUGUAUAAAAGCUAACCUAAAAAAAGGAAAUCAAUGCAACGAUGAGGUGUGUCAGCAACGCAAAUAGAUUAGUUUUUAGCAAAAACUAAAAUUAUUGGAAGUUAUUGGUGGUUUUACGUUGGAAAGAUUAUCGAAUCUAUAAAGGAUUUCGUGAUUCAACAAAGAAUACUUUUAAAAUUAUGAAGUAACAGAGAACAUUAAAUGAAAAAAUAGGAAACAACUUCGAACAUUAAUUUUCACGUCAACCAAACGAAAACAGUUUGAAUAUGGUACUUGAGACGGUUAGGAUUUGCAAUAAGGAGCAGAAAAUAAUCGUUGGUCGUGGAUGUGUUCAAAACGUCGAUCAACAAAAUUUCUACGCGAUGUGUCGGACUAAAAUUUGCAAUCCAGAUUAAAUAGAAUGCUGCAAUUACACAUAGAGCGGAAACAGCUGUUGGAUUGGAACGAUUGACGGAAUAAACGAGAACAAGAAAUCGGUACAACGAUGCAAAAUUGUUGUGACGAUGGCGAUAACGACGUCGUCUAUAAGGAUGUGGUCAUUAUAGGAAACGGACCUAGUGGAAUAUGCCUUUCUUUCAUGCUUGCUGGAAAUUGGCCUUAUUAUACCGGUGAACCACAUCCCGCCGAUGAAAUGCUCACAGCCAGAUUACACUCGAGCACGAGGUCCGGAAAUGAUGACGAGGAAUGUUGCGAUAAGACGAGUCAAGAACAACAACAAUUAGGCAAUGAACCGAGAUGCCAUCGAUGGCACGAGAGUGAGAAUACCAAGUUGAGAAAAUGUCAGGGGAACGGCGGUGGAAGGGGCUUGGCGAGCAGUACGCGUUGCAAAUUGGAAUGUCUUUCUUCCGGACUGGAAGGUAGAACCGGUGGUCGGCCUUUGGCUCUUCUUAUGGACCAACUUCAACAUCCUUGUGUCGAUGCUGGCCUUGAUGUGCCGUCUCUGCUUACCUGGAAAUCGGUCGAGCAACAUCCUGAGCAUAAAGUGAUCGAUCACAUUGUGCUCGGUAAAGGUCAACCUGGUGGUUCAUGGCAGUCGAUGGAUCCAAACGUGUUGACCAUCAGCUUGAACCGAUGGAUGUCGUUGCCCGAUUUAGACAUAAGACAAUGGGAGAUGUUGGUCGAGUCCGAAGAACUUCAAAAAGCAAAUUCGACAGAGGGUAAACCGUCGUGCAUGUACUAUGCCUUUCAAGAGAAACCGAGUGCAUGUAAAACGGCUAGCAGAAUUUCUGUCGGUACAGUAGCUGCCUAUUACAAAGAUUACGUACGGAGAAAAAAGUUGGAGCAAUACUUUCGAUGCGAGACUGUAGUUACUUCAGUGAGACUGUGCUGCGAUUCUCGUUAUCAUCAUCAUCCACAACAACAACAACAACAACAACAACAACAACAACAACAACAACAACAACAAGAUCGUUACGGAUGGAUAGUCGAUGGUUUCGAUAAACAAACAGGGAAACCGUUUCGCUAUCGCUGCAAAAGAGUCGUUCUUGCCACAGGCACGACCGAUUUAUCAAAUCAAUUGGGUAUAGCCGGUGAAGAUUCUCAACUUGAUUGGGUAACGCACGAUCUAAACAAGCUGGAAUCAAGAUUGGAUCAUUUGAUUAGUCAUCAGCAACAUGACUCGAUGGUCGAUUCAAUUUUAGAAGUAGAGGAACGACGGCAACCAAUUGAUCCGGUAUUAGUGAUCGGUUCUGGACUAAGUGCUGCCGAUGCAAUCAUGGCCGUUCGUUUUCAUGGCAUUCCCGUCUUGCACGCAUUUCGUGACUCGUCCAACGAAUGGAAUAAAUCAAACGACGAGAAAAUACGCACUAUCUAUGAUAGAUUGCAAGGUCUACCCAGCUCGAUGUAUCCCGAAUAUCACAAGGUAUACGAGAUGAUGGCUGAUGGUGGUACUAAUUAUCCUCUAUACAAAGCAUUACCGGGGUACACGUUGCUCGGACUUACUGCAAAUGAUACUGAUUUCAUCGAUGGUGCCGGAUUCGAAAAACAUCCGAUGGUUACGCUUGUCGACCCAGACGGAUGCGCACACGCUUUUCGUGUCUCUGCCGUAGCCAUCCUUAUCGGUUACAAGCCUGAUUUGUCCUAUCUCAAAGCUGACGGUAUCGGGCUUGGUAAAUAUUUCGAGAAACCCAUAGAUGGUAAAUCGAAUCCUAUCGAGGUUGACGAUUUUACUUAUGAAGUAAUCAAAGCCCCGAGAUCUGGACUUUACGCUUUAGGUCCUUUAGUCGGUGAUAAUUUCGUACGUUACAUACUCGGUGGAGCGUUUGCAAUUUUAGUUCACAUUCUAAAUACCUCGUCUCCGUCUUUCACUUGAGUAAUGUGUAGUCGCACAAGCCUCUUAACUCAUGUUCGAUCGAUUCUGAGUCUCCGCAGAAUCAUACACAAACCGCACGCGUUUUUUAUUCGUACAUUCUGUAUUAUACUUAUCCAGGAACGUUUUUCUCUAUUCAGCUGAUGUACCUUUCUACCACCGUGUAUAAAAACAAAGUAAACGUAAACUCUUUUACGCGUAAAUGAUAUCCAAAUUGUUUAUCGUUCGAUGCAAAUUUGUCCCUUAGUUUUUCAAAAUGCGUGCGUACUUUUAACAAAAUCUACACGAAACUGCUUAUACAAGUAUAUUAAGGUUUUUAUCAUGAAUCUUGACCAAGGAAAACAAAUCCGAUCAUACAGAUGAUACAAUAAAAUUCAUACGACUUUAACAUCAGCAUUUAGUGCAUUCCAUUUAUUAGAAUAAACUUUUUAUUACAGAAUUGCAGUAUUGCGAAUCACAUAUUGAACGUUAAACUACUUCGUCAUAGGUAGGUACUAUUCCAUAGGUUGAAUUUUCUUCAACAUAAUAAAUCUCAGAAGAAAGCGUAUUUUACGAAUUUCUAUUGUUCCUUGGUUAACGAAUCGUUUCUAAUUUGUAUAACGUAAGAUUUUUGUAGAACUGAAUAAAUAAUUAUACCA